Morone saxatilis (striped sea-bass) is the source of this 1165-nucleotide messenger RNA. RefSeq names its product deoxycytidine kinase (gene dck). Gene Ontology annotation, cellular component: cytoplasm; mitochondrion. Gene Ontology annotation, biological process: nucleobase-containing compound metabolic process. Gene Ontology annotation, molecular function: ATP binding; deoxycytidine kinase activity. NCBI's taxonomy places the organism in Eukaryota, Metazoa, Chordata, Actinopteri, Moronidae. The record is from RefSeq and is a predicted model, not a curated record. Bases 100 to 915 code for a protein of 271 amino acids. The transcript has 7 exons.
GAAGUUCGUUACCGCCAAACUUUAAACAACAAGCAGCACCGCAGCAGCUGCAGCAGCCCCCGCUUUAAAUAAUACGGAAGCCUCGUUUAUUUGCUCAAAAUGUCUUUUAUUCCGAAGAGACCCUGCCCCGACCCGCUGGACGAGCCAACGAACGACUCCAUGAACGACUCGAUGGAGAAGAGGAUAAAGCGGAUAUCGAUCGAGGGGAAUAUUGCGGCGGGCAAGUCCACCUUUGUGCGCCUUUUGGAGCAGGAGAGCGGGGACUGGGAGGUGGUACCAGAGCCAAUCGCCAGAUGGUGCAAUGUCCAAACAAAAGGCAGUGACUUUGAGGAGCUGAGCAACUCUCAGAGGAGUGGAGGGAACGUAUUGCAGAUGAUGUAUGAGAAACCGGAGAGGUGGGCCUACACCUUCCAGAGCUACGCCUGCAUCAGCCGGGUGCGUGCCCAGAUGAGGUCAGCCAAUGGGAAGCUCCGAGAGGCCGAGGAUCCCGUGCAGUUCUUCGAACGGUCCAUCUACAGUGACAGAUACAUCUUUGCAGCCAACCUCUAUGAGAGUGAGUGCCUGAAUGAGACAGAAUGGUCCAUCUACCAGGACUGGCAUGGCUGGCUGCACAACCAGUUUGGCAAGAACAUUGAGCUGGACGGUAUUAUCUACCUCAGAGCUUUGCCAGAGAGAUGUUUAGAGCGGUUGCACCUGAGAGGCAGAGAAGAAGAGCAAGACAUCCCUCUGGAGUAUCUGGAGAAGCUCCACUUCAAGCACGAGAGCUGGCUGCAGCACAAGACCAUGACCAUGGAGUUUGAGUACCUCAAUGACGUGCCAGUCUUGACCAUAGAUGUGAAUGAGGACUUUAAGGGGAAUAAAACAAAGACUGCUGACAUGAUGGAGAAGGUGAAGGAGUUCUUGAGCUCUUUGUAAAGAUCUGUUGGUGAUGGAAAAUCUAAUCGGUGCCCAAAGGAGGACAAAGUGGAUGGAGUUUUAAUUUUAAAACAAUGAAAUGCCUCAAUAACGACUUUUUUUGUUAAUAUAGAUUCAUUAAAAAUAAUCUGGCCUGUAAAAUUUUAAAACUUUUAUUACUGUUUUCUUGCAUUUGUUGUGUAUUUAUAAGUGUUUUAUGUGCAAAUGAGAAUUAUAUGUCCAGUGGUCCAUUUACAAAUAACAAUAAACU